CGUCCGGUAGGUGAGGUCAGGGCCGGGGCCGCCAUUUUGAGCGGCUCCGCGGGCGGCGGCGGCGGCGGCGGCCGCGGGCGGGGGAGGAGCGCGGCCCCCAUGGCCGGGCAGUUCGACUCCGAGGACCGGGCGAGCUGGUACUGGGGGCGGCUGAGCCGCGCCGAGGCCGUAUCGCUGCUGCAGGGGCAGCGCCACGGCACCUUCCUGGUGCGCGACUCGGGCACCAUCCCCGGCGACUUCGUGCUGUCGGUGUCCGAGAGCUCCCGCGUCUCGCACUACAUCGUCAACAGCCUGGGGCCGGCGGGAGCCCGGCGGGCCGGCGGCGAGGGCCCCGGGGCCCCGGGGUCGAAUCCCACCAGAUUUCGAAUAGGUGAUCAAGAGUUUGAUUCUUUGCCAUCUUUACUGGAAUUCUACAAAAUACACUAUUUGGACACUACAACCUUGAUAGAACCUGUUUCGCGCUCGAGGCAGAAUAGCGGGGUUAUCCUCAGGCAGGAGGAGGCCGAGUAUGUGCGAGCGCUCUUUGACUUUAAUGGCAAUGAUGAGGAAGACCUCCCCUUUAAGAAAGGAGACAUACUGAGAAUCCGGGAUAAACCUGAAGAGCAGUGGUGGAACGCAGAAGACAGCGAAGGGAAGAGGGGAAUGAUACCCGUUCCUUACGUCGAGAAGUAUAGACCUUCCUCUGCUUCAGUCCCCACUCUGAUUGGAGGUAACCAGGAUAGUUCCCACCCACAACCACUGGGUGGGCCGGAGCCAGGGCCCUAUGCCCAGCCCAGCAUCAACACUCCGCUCCCUAACCUUCAGAAUGGCCCUAUUUAUGCCCGGGUUAUCCAGAAGCGAGUCCCUAAUGCCUACGACAAGACAGCCUUGGCUUUGGAGGUCGGUGAGCUGGUAAAGGUCACAAAGAUUAACAUGAGCGGUCAGUGGGAAGGAGAAUGUAAUGGCAGACGCGGUCACUUUCCAUUCACACACGUCCGUCUGCUGGAUCAACAGAAUCCUGACGAGGACUUCAGCUGAGUGUGGCUCAACAGUUGCUCUUACAGAUGGGAACAAUCUCAACUUGUUUUUAUUGCAGAUGCCAUCAAGACUAAGCUCGGACCGACGCUGCAAGCGGUAUUGCUUGGAUAAGCAUUCUGAUAACCUGCAAACCCCUGGGACUCAACACCACCAUUCCUUAAGCAAGGGUCAUGUAAUUCAGGGUACGACAGUAGAUAACUCGUGUUCAGUGGCAGAACUAGGCCAUGAUUAUAGGUUGUAAUGCCUGCUUAUGUCCACGUGCAUGGCAGCCUGGACCUUGCCAGCAGCAGCAGCUGGAGAAAGCAGUGCUGUAGAUGUUCAGAGAACAUUUAUAGCUCUCUCCAGGCCCAUUGCUUACAUUGCUUCUUCCUCAGGCAAUGAACAUCAACCGUAGACAAUUCAAUACCUUGAUAGAAAUUUCACAAAUUUAUCCUGGAGUUCUCUCCAUGUUUUUUUCCAUCCUGGGUUCUCUGUCCUAGAAAGGCUCUGCAGUGCUCUGCGUGGUCAGUUAGCUGUGCACAGCACAGACUGAUGCAGGGCCCGCUGGGGACGGCCUUAUGAUUUACAGAUCCUUACCAUUUUCAUGGUAAAUGACAGAUCCAAUCAACCUCAGAAUUCUAGAAGCUUGUGGACACUAGAUUGAUUUCUUGAGUACUGUUGAUGCUUCAAACAUAGCAGCUGAUUUUAAUUUAAGAUUUUUAUUAACACACAGUAUCUCCUUUUAUCCACAAAUACAAGGCUUAUGGAAGUGUAAACCUCCAUAUCAGUGCUGAAAAAUACGUGCAUAGCACUUUAAUAUGUAGCUUUAAAGCAGUGUUUGAUUCACUAAAUAUACUAAAAUAUUGACACUGCUUUCCAAUAAAAUUAAUUUGUGUAGGGCUAGUUUAAUUUUUCUAGAAUUCUUCAAUAUUGUACAAUACUGUUACAAUACAAAUCAGUGUCAAGCACGGUGAACUGACAAACCAAAUAUUAGUUUUAUUUUAAAGACACUCUGGGGACUCUUCUGGUUUAAUUCCCAUCUGUAAAAUAUUUGAUAGCAAAUUCGUGAGGAUUUUAUUUUUAAUAAACUAAUGGAAAAUAAUUGUGUGCUUCUGGAUUGAUUCUCAAAAGGCAUAAUAGAGUAAAUAUGGCUUCCUAGCUUAUGAUGAAAAUCAGUGCAUUGGGUAGGCAGUAUUAUGCACUGCUCAAUGGUUGUUUUUUAGUCUGUUCUUCUAAUUAUCUGGUUUUCUCUAAUAUAAAUCAGAAUGGAUUUAGUAAGUUUUGUAAACUGAAAUUAAACACUGAAGUAACUCUCCCUUGCCUGUACCCUGGGUUAUUUUUCAAGCACAGCACUCUGGUGACCAAACUAAAUUUUGUAACUUUGACUACAGUAUAAUCCAUGCAGAAGGGUUUUUCUAAAUAGUAUCAAACUGAAACCGUUGGGUUUGGUUGCUUCAAACCCGUGUGACCCCAAUGGCUCAUGGGUUGCACGUGCUACAAAGGCCUUUGCUGCAAGGCACCUACUACAAUACUGGUAACACUUUACCUCAGAACUCUGUAACAUGCUGGAAGUUAUAAUAUUUCUGUUCUAUUUAAGUACUAGUUGUUUUACUUCAAAACUAAUCCAUCAGCAAGUCUGAGUAAUGUUCAGGUUAUGGGCAGUCAUUAAUUCCAUGGACUAAUGUUAAUCACACUUGUCCAUCACCAGUCUCAUGAGCACUACUGAGGAUUAUUAUCAAAAACUGACAGCAGGGACAGUGGGGUAAGAAUGGAAACAAGGAAUUGCAGCUCUGUUCUACCUUGGGUUGCUAUUCUGGUUAGGGUGACGUGCCAGUGAUUGUGGGAGCUCUUCUAGCUUAGUACAAAACUUACUUUGAGGGGAAAAAAUUGAGAAACUAACUCUAGGUUCUGUAACUCAUCAGGUUCUUUAAGGCUGAUUUGUAUUUUUCCUCUGAUGUUACUGUAACUGUUUGGGGGGUUUUGUUCAAUAGCUGCACUCUAAAUAACAGACUUAAUACUGAAUUUUUCAGUUGCCCAUAUAUGCUUAUAUUUUUCUUCACGUAUUGCAAAAGAAACAUAAUAAACAGUGUGUCCUUAGAGUGACACUGUUCUGAAGUAUUUUUGCCAACUGCAGUUAAUGAAAGCCCAUAUAUUUGUACCUUUCCAAUCAGGAAUUAAGAUACCAAAAGAACAUUUUUCUGGAAGUUUUAUUAUGCAAACCUUGCCUUUUAAUAUGAAAGACAUGAAUUGAACUAACUAGCAAAUACCCUGCAAACUUUGUAGAAGUGGUUUUGGUAAGACUGUAUAAAUUGUGAAUACUUGUACACUUUGAAAGAGCAAAAAAUGAAGAAACUAGAGGAGUCUUAAUAGGUGCUGUUACACUAGAAUCCCAAGUUCUUGUCAAGCAGUUUUUUUAGCUGACUGAUGCAUUAAUGCAACUCUUUUCCACUCCAGUUCUAAGCUGAAAUGUGAUUUUGUUUCAUAGGUGAUAGAAAGGAGUGUCUUUUGCAUUUGGACGAAAUAGACAUUUCAACUUGUCAGGCUCUUCAAGGCAAAUAGGUAGAACCUAUGUUCAUGACCAUGUAGAUGAAAUCCUUUUGUGGCCUUUGUUUAUCCUCUUCUAUUUGUUCCCUCCCUUCUCCCUGAUGCGUGCAAAAAAAUCAUUGCUCAGAAUGUUGGUCACAAUCUUUUGUCUCUUCCUUGGCUGUGGUUUUGGUCUCUUGUGCAUAGGCAGGUGUUAGAACUAGAAUAAUCAUUUCUAGAAAUACACCAUGAAAGCAGAAUGCUCAAUUACACUGUGUUCUUCUGGUGCAUUUACACGUUAUAUCACACUAAAAAGUACAACUGGCUGCUAUGGUUUUUUUAAUAUAUAUUUCAUUUUGGUAAGCCCCAGCCUUUUUACUAAUAUAUGACCUGGUAAAAUCUUGUUAAUCUGUUUGAAUUGUAUUUGUUAAUAAUGCAAAUAUUUCUAAUCAUCUUUAAAACGCUUCCUUUUUGUUAAUGGUUUUGGGGAAGGAUUCUAACCAAACCUGUUUGAAGAAAAAUAUGAACAUGUGCCAUUGUAUUAUAACACUAUCCACUUUCUUGACAGUUAAAGUCCUUUUUUAUUUUUUUGUAGCAUGUAAUGUAUAUGUUCAUAGUAUGUGAAGUAAAUAAAAGUAUAGCCAAAACUUUGA
Poecile atricapillus (Black-capped chickadee) is the source of this 4172-nucleotide messenger RNA. RefSeq names its product CRK proto-oncogene, adaptor protein (gene CRK). Gene Ontology annotation, molecular function: protein binding. The coding region runs from base 100 to 1017 and encodes 305 amino acids. NCBI's taxonomy places the organism in Eukaryota, Metazoa, Chordata, Aves, Passeriformes, Paridae. The record is from RefSeq and is a predicted model, not a curated record. The transcript is spliced from 3 exons.